CCCGUUUUACCCGACCUGUUUGGCCUAUUUUGGGGCGGGUCCAACCCGUCCCAUAGGCGGGGUGGGAAGGGCAUGGGUAAUUUCAUCGACCCGACCUGCCUUGACUCGCCCCAUUCUCGACCGUUCUUGCCUAAACUACAUGUAAUCUUAGUCAAAUUACAUAUAAAUUUUCUUUUAUUACAUCAUAUUUUAGCUAUAAUAAAAUUAUAAAUUAGUGAAAACCUCAAUUUCUCUAAUAAUUUUACUACAUUUAUCAUUAUAUUGUUUGUUUUCUUGGUCUUAUAAUAAAAAUAACGAAUAUUUCUAAUUUUUUCAUAUAAAUUUCAGACCCAUUGGGUCGACCUGUCCCGACCCGCGACACGGGAUAAAUUACCCGACCUGUCACGGGGUGGGUCUGGGUACCAAGAAACCCGCCUCGGUCCUGCCCCAUUGCCAUUCCUACUGGUCGUCUAAAGUUUGACAAAAUCGGAAAAAAGCUCGUUCGCGGUAGCGAACAACAUUUUUUGGGACGAAGGCGGGACCAAUGACGGUUUGCGGCUUGCAAGAUCUCGAAAAGUAAUGCGGAAUAAAAAAAUAUCGCUACGAUCGGAUACCCGUACAAAAAGAUACGUUCGUUUGAAGUUUUCACCUAUAUUAGAAUUUAUAGAAAAAAUAUAUAUAUGGAUCAAACCGCUGGGUUGGGCAACGAUUUUGGACUAAAUCGCCCCUGAACCAAGCGGUCUACCAAACCUCCCCAGACCCAGCGGUUUUUUUAGAAAGUGUUCUAUUUUAGAAUUUUUUGGGACUGGGUGCUAUUUUUGUAAAAAAAAAUAGUAUCCUUUCUGGGAAAAAUCUAUAAACGGAUGGCUAACAGUCUGUUACCGUUGCUAACUUUGUAAUUGAAAAGACCACGUCAAUAGCCACAUCACCUUCCACAUCAGGUUAAUUUUUAUUUAUAAUUUUUAAACAUAAAAAAUAAAAAUGAAAACAAAAUGAAGGGUUAAACUCUUGAUCGCCGACGUUUCAUCACCUUUCCCAAUCCCUCUCUCCCCUUCUUCAGACCGCCGACGUUGCAAUCUCCAAAUAACGACUCUCUGGCUUAAUUGUACACUUUUUGCCCAUAUUUCCUUAGUCGUUUGAGGCAUUUAUACUCCGGGAGUUUGGUUUUACAAUGGGUUUUGUCUCGUUUUUGUGUAUUUCAAUCUAUAGCAGGUGGAACUGAUAGACAAUUAAUUGCACAUGUUUAUAGGGGUGGCAGUUUGGUUGUCGGUUAGCGGCUAACCGGUCGGUUUGACCGAUAACCGUCGAUUAGCGGCUAACCAAAAACCGCCCUUUACUUGUAGCGGUCGGUUGCCGGAAGGGCUGAGGGGUGCUUCGGUUAGCCGACUAACCGGAAAGCGGUUACGCGGCUAACCGAAGGUAACCGACCUCUGCGCCUACUGCUCCAAACGACCCCGCUUCCAUUCCCAGAACCCCUCCCCCAACACAAACGAAACCUAACCCCUCCCCGCCUCUGCUUCCUUCAUCUCCACCAUCGUCGUCGAGAGCAGGCUGGUCGACACUCCGAGCCGUUUCCUUGUCCUCGUUCGCCACCACCAUCGUCGUCGGCGCUCAAAUCUCUCUUCCUCCUUCUCCUCUGUUCUCUCUACGAAACGAACCAGAGACCCAAAAACCAUUCCUUCCCUCUCCGCCAUGCCUUCUGAAAUCAGAAACCCUGCUCCCUCGAUUUACUUUCUUCUUCUUUCCGAGAAACAAGAGGGAAAAAUCACUUCCCAUGAUCCCAUCUAUCGUUCCACUUUGGAAUCAGACAAGAUCCCAGCCUAUAAUACGCCGUUGGAGUGCUGGCCAGCCUCCAAAUCGAUUGUAAGUGGCGGAUUAUGGUUUUGCAUGUUUGAUUUUCUGGAUUUUUGCUGGGAUUUUGACCCCUUUUCUGGGUUUUUGGUUGACCCUUCUCAACCAGCGACACCGCCUGUUCCGCCAUCGUCGUUUCUUCCCCGCGAGUCCGCAACACCGAUUGCUCCGCCGUCGCCGCUUUCUCCCGGCAACAGCGCCACUUUGCGGCGAAUGUGGAAGACGUUGAGGGUUAUGGAGAUCUUGUCAAUUUUCUGCUGCGGCGUGGUACGGGAGGUGGCGUAGUGGACGAUUGCCUGGAGCUGGGCAGGCGUGGAGGCGUACUCGGCGGCGGCGGGUUUCUCUGGAAAGGAAGAAGAGAAUCGAGAGAGAGUAGGGAGAGAGAUAGGUUAGCGGCGGGUUUUCUCUGGAAAGGAAGAAGAAGAAUCGAGAAGUGAGAGGGGUUAGGAGUGAGUGGUGCAGAAUUUUUGUUUUUCUUAAUUUUUGUUUUUUUUAGAAAACGUAGUUUUCCAAUUGAUCGGCUAACCGAGCCUAAAACCAAAACCGACCGGUCGGUUGGCCGGCUAACCGUGAAACACCUCACGGUCGGUGGUCGGCAGCUAUAAGGGGUGGGUCGGUUUAACCAAUAACCGGGUUGACGGUUAAACCGAAACCGACCGACUGCCACCCCUACAUGUUUAUACCUCAAUUCUUGAGCCGUUUGAGAGUCGAUUCUCGUGUUUUAAGUCGAUUUCACGCUAGGUUGUGCGUUUAUGUCAUAUUUCAGGACUUGGCAUUGAUAUGGAGGGGUAGAAACGAGUUUCGGGUCAAAAAGUAGGACGUUAUUGUGAAGGGGCAUUGGAAGAAGAAAAUACCCUGUCAGGAGUUAAAAUACCCGACCGGGUAAAAUGCAAGAAGGGUGAUGGAGGCAAAAAUACCCGGUCGGCACUGGAAAUACCCGACCGGGUAAAGACGUUUUGGACGCCAGAAUUACAUAAGGGGUCCCGGUCGGAAAGCUAAAGUACCCGAUCGGGUAUUCUGAAACUCAAUCGGGCAUUUCCCUUUCCCCACUACGCAACAUUUCAAAAUACCCGGCCGGGCAGCUGAAACCUGACCGGGUAUUAUGACCGGGGAUCGCGAUCGGAUCCUUUUUUAGGGAAAGAAGGCCAAUUUUACAAGGGUUCCGAGUUUUAGAGAAAGAAAGCAGAACCUAGAGAGAGAGAGUGACUAACCAGAUUCUCCCGUUAGAGCCUCAAUCUGUUUACUCUGGUGGAGGUUAGUCGCCCGCUGGGGACUCAGACUAAGAGGGUCUGGAGACCUUUAGUCGAGACUGCAGACUGUCUAAGAACCUCCCGCUGUAUAACUAUCAUUGAACUUGAACUUGGUGAAUUACAACCUGGCUUAACUGCAGUCUAGGGGGAACCAUAUCUGGGUGACCUCUCUCAACUUUGAACACAACUUUCACUACUUUUGCUUGCUAGUUUAGUUAGACCUUCACUACACUUGAACCGCUAAAUAAUAAGACUUUCACGGA
Messenger RNA from Linum trigynum, 3343 nucleotides. NCBI's taxonomy places the organism in Eukaryota, Viridiplantae, Streptophyta, Magnoliopsida, Malpighiales, Linaceae. The record is from the annotation of a GenBank genome assembly.